Tarenaya hassleriana is the source of this 3450-nucleotide messenger RNA. RefSeq names its product putative pentatricopeptide repeat-containing protein At5g09950. Gene Ontology annotation, molecular function: zinc ion binding; RNA binding; protein binding. The coding region runs from base 52 to 3249 and encodes 1065 amino acids. The record is from RefSeq and is a predicted model, not a curated record. The transcript has a single exon. Gene Ontology annotation, biological process: RNA modification. NCBI's taxonomy places the organism in Eukaryota, Viridiplantae, Streptophyta, Magnoliopsida, Brassicales, Cleomaceae.
CGGAAUGUGUGUGUAUACCCUCGGCAUAAUGCGUAAACGUUAAAUCUUGUCAUGUCUCAAGGUCGCUCCUUGGCAUUUAGAGCACGUGCUGCUUUUUAUCGUCCAUCGCCAUCACUACUUUCAUUGCGCUUCAUCGCUUCAGCUUCUUCACCUCACAUUCUCGAUCAUUUCAUCGGUUCUUCGUCUCGUGAAAGAUCGGAAUCGUCCUCUCAACGCCGCGAAGCAUCUGGGUUUCAACCCCACCACUCGCUCGAAGCAUCAGUCGCUUCAAGUCCCAGUCUUGACAUACGUGAGCGUUUGAUCGAUCGAUACGGCAGUUCUUGCUCCUCGGACAAUGCCAAGCUGUUCCAUUUGCAGUUACUUAAAAAUGGGUUCGACAGAGAUUUGUUCUUGUACAAUUCCCUCAUCAAUGGCUACGUCAGAGCCGGUGACUCGGCCUCGGCGCGUAGGGUGUUCGACGAAAUGCCUGAGAGGAACAGCGUUACGUGGGCAUGUGUUGUUUCAGGGUACACACAGAAUGGAAGGUAUAGAGAAGCUUUUAUGUUCUUGAGAGGGAUGAUUAAAGAAGGCAUUUUUCCGAGCCAUUACGCUUUCGGUAGUGUUCUUAGCGCUUGCAAGGAGUUGGGGUCUUCAGGGCUUCUGUUUGGGAUGCAAAUUCAUGGGUUACUCCUCAAGAUUUCCUAUUCAGUGGACGCUGUCCUUUCAAAUGUGCUUAUAUCGAUGUAUUGGCAUUGCACAGGGCGUGUAGAUUAUGCUCGCCGUGUUUUUGAUGACAUAGGAAACAAAGAUUCAGCAUCAUGGAAUUCAAUUAUAUCGGUUUACUCGAAGAAUGGAGACUAUGUAUCCGUAUUUAAGCUCUUUUCUGGUAUGCAACAUGAUGGUUUGGGGUUUGGUCUGAAACCGACCGAGUACACUUUUGGUAGUCUCAUAACUGCUGCUCGUUCUUCUGUGGGUUUGCUCAAACAGAUUCUCUGCAAGGUCCAGAAGUCAGGUAUUCUCACGGAUCUUGUUAUUGGCAGCGGUUUGGUGAAAGCAUUAGCUGAGUCUGGAUCUGUAAGUUACGCCAGGAAGGUUUUUGACCAGAUGAGCGUAAGAAAUGCUGUCACACUUAACGGAUUAAUGCGUGGUCUGGUGAGUCAAGAGCGGGGAGAGGAAGCAACUAGACUCUUUAUGGACAUGCAGGGCAAGAUUGAUGUUAAUCUUGAUUCAUAUAUAAUCCUGUUGAGUGCUUUUCCUAAGUUUUGUGUUGCCAGUGAAGGUCUGAGAGAAGGCAGAGAGGUACAUGGAUAUGUAAUAAGAACGGGUAUAAACGACAUCAUAGCUGGCAUCGGAAAUGGCCUCGUAAAUAUGUAUGCUAAGUGUGGCUCAAUAACUGAUUCCGAAGCUGUUUUCCAGUUCAUGAUGGAGAAAGAUCUCGUCUCCUGGAACUCGAUGAUCACUGGUCUUGACCAAAACAACUGCUCAGUAGAAGCAUUGGAAUGCUUCCGACAGAUGAGAAGUGAGUUCUUGCCUGUAAAUUAUACACUGAUCAAUUCUUUGAGUUCAUGUGCAAGAUUAAGUUGGACAAAGCUAGGCCAACAAAUGCAUGGAGAAAGCAUCAAGUUGGGGCUUGAUUUGGAUGUUUCAGUUUCGAACGCGCUUAUGAAAUUGUAUGCAGAGACUGGCUAUCUCAGUGAAUGCCAUAAAAUAUUUUCUGUCAUGCCAGAGCAUGAUCAAGUGUCCUGGAAUUCCAUGAUCGGAGCAUUAGCCAGUUCGGAGGGGUCACUGCCCGAAGCCGUGACAUAUUUCUUGAACAUGAUGCGUACGGGACAGAACCUCAACGAAAUAACCUUUCAAAGCAUUCUUCCAGCUAUUUCAUCCCGUUCUCUUGGUGAACUGGGCAAGCAGUUACAUGCCCUGGUUUUAAAAUAUAAUCUUGGUGAUGAACCAACCAUAGAGAACGCGCUCAUAUCCUUUUACGGGAAGUGUGAAAUGAUGGAGGAGUGUGAGAAGAUAUUUUCCAGAAUGUCAGAGCGAAGAGAUGAUAUAAGCUGGAACUCCAUGAUCUGGGGGUAUUUACAUAAUGAGCUCUUGCCCAAGGCCAUGGAUUUGGUCUGGUCAUUGAUGCGGGGUCAAGGUUUGGACAGUUUCACCUAUGCGACUGUUCUCAGUGCUUGUGCCUCGGUUGCAACCCUAGAGCGUGGCAUGGAAGUUCAUGCGUGUUCCGUAAGAGCAUGCGUAGAAUCUGAUGUUGUAGUUGGGAGUGCACUUGUUGACAUGUAUGCCAAGUGUGGAAGAGUAGAUUAUGCCUUCAGAUUCUUUGAUAUGAUGCCCGUAAGGAAUGUAUAUUCUUGGAACUCGAUGAUUUCAGGCUAUGCCCGACAUGGGCAAGGAGAGGAAGCUCUGAACCUUUUCGAAAAGAUGAAAUUGGACGGGCUGUUGCCCGACCACGUGACUUUCGUGGGAGUUUUGUCAGCUUGUAGCCACGCAGGGUUAGUUGAAGAAGGGUACAAACAUUUCGAUUCCAUGAGUGAAGUUUACAGCUUAACUCCAAGGAUAGAACACUUCUCAUGCAUGGCCGAUCUUCUUGGCCGGGCAGGUGAGCUCGAUAAGUUAGAAGACUUUGUUAACAAAAUGCCGAUGAAUCCUAACGUGCUCAUUUGGAGGACUGUCCUAGGAGCUUGUUCUCGAGGAAAUGGCCGGAAAAUAGGAUUAGGUGAUAGAGCAGCGCAAAUGCUUUUCCACUUGGAACCCGAAAACGCCACAAACUAUGUCCUGCUCGCUAACAUGUACGCCUCGGGUGGAAGAUGGGAAGAUGUAGCAAAGGCUAGAACGAGAAUGAAAGAGGCUGCAGUGAAGAAGGAUGCCGGUUUUAGCUGGGUCACAAUGAAAGACGGAGUCCAUAUGUUUGUUUCCGGGGAUAAGUCCCACCCGGAAAUCGAUCUGAUCUAUGAGAAGCUAAAGGAGCUCGGUAGAAGAAUGAGAGAAGCGGGUUAUGUUCCCGAGACAAGAUACGCAUUGUAUGAUCUCGAGCACGAGAGUAAGGAAGAGACUCUGAGUUAUCACAGCGAAAAGCUCGCCAUUGCCUUCGUUCUUCUGCGUAAAUCUUCGUUGCCUAUCAGAAUAAUGAAGAACCUUAGGGUUUGCGGAGAUUGCCACUCCGCUUUCAAGUACUUGUCGAAGAUUGUGGACCGACCGAUAACGCUGAGAGAUUCAAACAGAUUUCAUCAUUUCCGUGAUGGUGAAUGUUCAUGUGGUGAUUACUGGUAGUAAGUGUGAAGCUCGUCUUCAAACCCUAAAUUCAGAUUCUUUUGUAUUUUACUUGUCCAUUUGUUGAAGCUUUGGCUUUUUUCAGACAAAUAAGAGUAAGGACAAGGAAACGAUGCCUUGUGGUACACGGAAAGGCUUCCAUGGAUUAGGUCUUCUUAAACUCUUUUUGCUCAAAUCCAAGUACGGUCGUUUUCUUUGUCA